AUGCAGGAUUUUUUGAAUGCCAUAAAUGAGUACCGGAUCAGCAUAAAAUCAUCCAAGCAUGCAAAACCUAGUCCUCAUCAAGCCGCAAGACAGUUAGUCGGAAGUCUUGUCUUGAAAAACAGAGUAAACUUGCUAUGCGCGUCAGUAAUUGCAAGCUUCAUGUGCUCAAAGGAUAUGCUGGUUGUGAUAUCUAAGGAUACUGUUCAGUGUAUCAACUGUGAUGGAGAUGAAAUACGGCAUGAGAGUUCUAUUUCAAACUCAUCCCUCUGUGAACUCUCCGCCAUCGUAGCGACGCCUUCAGGUGCGAUUGUUGCAAGUGAAAAUGGCAUAUGCCGUGUCUCACUCCCAUCCCUACUAAUUGAAAAAAAAAGCUCGGACUUUUUAACGCGUGACCCACAGUAUCGUAUUUUGUGCGUUUCCUCCACGCCAGAUGGAUCCUAUUUCGCGACAGGCGGGGGGAAUGCGGUCGUGACCGUAUGGACGUACGAGAUGAAUCCAAUGCAUUUUUUGCUUGGCCAUACAGAUUGGGUGCGAUUUGUAAAGUUCGCGCGGGGGUCGAACCCGACACUCCAGCUCUUCAGCGCGGGCGAUGAUGGCGUUAUCUAUCAAUGGGAUCCUUUGGCGGGAUCGGUGAUCUCUCGCCUGGAUUACACAAAAGGUCAAAGUAUUCAAGUCUUUGAAAUGAAUUUUAACAGUGGUCUUAUGGCGGUGGCCUGCAAUGCACCCUUUCUGGCGCUCUACCGCUGUCGGUCUGAUAAUCGGACGAGGCGUUCGGGUGAUAAUAUACUUUUGUUGAGGGAAUUGGGUGUCAUAACUGGCGCGCACGAAACGACGCCGACAGCGGCGAAGUUUACCGAGGAUUCACAAUGGAUCGUCAGCGCCGGUGAGGAUGAGGUACUUGCGAUUUCAUCUGUGGCGGAGCCGAGGCAGAUAUUUAUUUGCCGUGAACUUGUAUCAAAACGCUAUUGUACGACUUUUUUGGGAACGUUCAACUGCAUUUCCAUUCUUUCCGCUCCGCCAGACUCGUCAGUGUUUGUGGUGGUGGUCUGUGCAAGUAAUGGUACUGUGGUUCAGUGGGUGGUGGAUCCGCGCCGCAGCCGCACAACCUACAUUAAAAAAAUACAGCUACAUUUAGGUGUUUUGAUUUCCAUGGAUUUUAUUCACAAGAGAAUUGCUGUCUAA
Messenger RNA from Phytomonas sp. Hart1, 1182 nucleotides. NCBI's taxonomy places the organism in Eukaryota, Euglenozoa, Kinetoplastea, Trypanosomatida, Trypanosomatidae. The record is from the annotation of a GenBank genome assembly.